CUGUUAUCGUACACCUAGGUAUUAAUGAAAAACACACUAGUGAUUAAUUAUCAGUUUAACCUAGACGAUGCGUUAAGUAAAAGCUACGAAUUGUGUAUUGUCAGUUGACUUGGUUGAUAUUUGAACAUUUUGGAAAUUAAGGGAGCCGAUAAUGUUUUUACUGUGCGACAGUUGGGUCAUCUCACUGCUAGCAUAUCCUGUUGUUUUUGCCGCGUUAUUUUAUUCGUAUUUGAAAUACCGUUACACAUUUUGGCAACGGCAAGGAUGUCCCGUUCCAUUGGAACCACAUAUCAUAUACGGUCAUACGAUGGACGUGACCAAGAUGAAGGCUUGGGUGGGCCAACAUUAUGCGAAAAUAUACUACGACAUGGAGGGCUACAAGUUUGCCGGUUUCUAUCAGUUUCAAAAGCCGAAACUUAUGCUUAGGGAUUUGGACAUCAUCCGGGAAGUCUUCACAAAGGAGUUUGCCACGUUCCCCAACCGCGGUAUCGUGUUCGAUGACAAACUAGAACCUUUGACGGGCAACUUGCUGACGUUGGAAGACCACAAAUGGAAAGUGCUCAGGAACAAGUUGACCCCCGCGUUUACCAUAGGAAAAAUCAAAAACAUGGUCGAACUCAUCGACGGCAGAGCCCAAGAGAUGGUCAGAGUCCUAGAAUCGUCAGCGGAGAUCGGAGAUCAAGUCGAGUUCAAAGAGCUUUUGGCCAGAUUUUCCACGGACGUGAUCAGCAUCGUGGCUUUCGGCUUCGAGACCAAUUCGCUGGCCAACCCCGAUGCGGAAUUCCGUGCUGUGGGCAGAUCGCUGUUUACCAUCAGACUGGAAACAAUCAUCAGGAACGCCAUGAACGCUCUGGCUCCUAACCUGAUCGGUUUGUUCAAAGUGCGCAGCAUCAAAAAGGAGCACGCUGACUUUUUCUACAACGUGGUCAACGAGACCGUCAAGUACCGGGAAGAGAACAAUGUCCAGAGAAAUGAUUUUUUGGACUUGCUGCUCAAGAUCAAAAUGGGUCAUAAUUUGGCCGACGACGAGAGCCGGGCCAUUUUCAACGGCAACGAAAACAAAGAUGAUUUCGAGUUCACCAUGGACGUGUUGGUGGCCCAGUGUUUCGUGUGGUUCAUCGGCGGCUACGAGACCUCGUCUAUCACGCUCACGUUUACCCUUUUCGAGCUCACACAGAAUCCGGAAGUGCAAGCUAGGGUACAAGAGGAAAUAGACACGGUGCUCGACAGGCACGGCGGCAAGAUAACCUACGAGAUUCUACAGGAAAUGACUUAUUUGGAUAUGGUCGUGUCUGAAGCCCUAAGGAUGUACCCUCCGGUGCCCAACCUGACGAGAAAGACGAUAAACCCGUACAAGUUCGCCGACUCGGAUUUCACGAUGGCCAAAGGUCUUCAGGCGGUCAUACCCGUGUACGGUAUCCAUCGCGACCCCAAGUACUGGCCGGAGCCAGACAGUUUCAUACCUGAACGGUUCACUGAGGACGAGAAACGCAACAGACACCAGUACGCGUACUUGCCGUUCGGCGCCGGUCCCAGACUUUGCAUAGGUAUGCGAUUCGGCUUGAUGCAAAUCAAAACCGCACUAGCCAGACUGUUGUCCGCGUAUGACUUUACAUUGUCAAAGAGCAUGGAGCUACCAAUCAAAAUGAACCCUAAGAGCAUACCGUCCAACCCAGAAGGCGGCAUGUUCUUACAUGCCACCAAGAGAAAUCGUUAAUUAACACAGACCUCUCUAAUAUGUAAUACUAAUUAAAACAAAUACAAUACAUAUAUACUUACCUUGUAUAUAUAUUAUUAUUUAAUAUAUUAACUCCGUUGUCAUUACUUUUAUAUAAA
Adelges cooleyi (spruce gall adelgid) is the source of this 1836-nucleotide messenger RNA. Its product is annotated as probable cytochrome P450 6a14. The record is from RefSeq and is a predicted model, not a curated record. Lineage: Eukaryota; Metazoa; Arthropoda; Insecta; Hemiptera; Adelgidae. Bases 152 to 1717 code for a protein of 521 amino acids. The transcript is spliced from 6 exons. Gene Ontology annotation, molecular function: monooxygenase activity; iron ion binding; oxidoreductase activity, acting on paired donors, with incorporation or reduction of molecular oxygen.